AUGGGCGAAAUCUGUCAUGAGCCUAAAGCAAUAGCACAAGCCCCGCCGGUGGCCCUGCCGCCACCAACAUCUGCAGCCGCGCCAAUCUCCUCACACUGCUCCGCUCCUCGCACCAUCGUCAUCCAACGACCCGACGCCAGACACGGCUUCGGCUUUACGCUUAGACAUCUCGUUGUUUACCCACCGGAUUCAUUACAGGAGUUAUACGAGGAUGCGAGACACCUGGCCGUGGGCGCGGUGGGCGCGCCGAUGGACACGAUCUUCGUGAGGUCGGUGCGGCCGGGAGGACCGGCGGCACUUGCUGGUCUUAGGGCCGGCGACCGCGUCCUAGCAGUAAACGGCGAGCCGGUCGCGUGCGGCCGGUCACGGGCGCCGUACGCGAGAGUGGUGCAGCUCGCCCAGCGGGAGCCCAGGAUUCUCAGACUUACCGUCGUGCCGAGGGACCACGACCUCUUGCAGAGGUAUUUCAGCGAAGCGGCAUACAACCCUGAAACGAAUCAGAGACCGAUAGAAAUGCCGGCACCUAUAACCGAGCACGAAUCGCGGCUCUUCGACGCGUAUCGACGGCCGCGAGCUAGUUUGCCCGCGCUACCGGGGCCGCAAGCGCCGACGAGACAUCGGGAAGACCCGGAGUACGCCACUGUUGCACCGCAACCUGCUAGGUUCGACGCUAGACUGAGUAACGCGUCCCAUUAUAUCAUACACGAUGGCAGGCGGGAGUCCGAUAUCUCUCUUCCCUCAUCGGCUACAGAGAGCAAAGACAGUCUCGGAUCCUUCGACUCGAACUCCACACUGACGGGCCGAGAGCUGGACGACUCGAUCAUCCUCUCCCGAAUACGAAAGAGCCUGGAACAGAAGGAGGCUUUCCUCAGACGUCCCAGUCAACCCACAGGAUGGGUAACCCCGGACGCUCCACCGCCGAUCAAACAAAAGGAGUUCUACGCUCGACCGCAAAAGUUGCAGAAGCCGGCGUGGCCUCCUCCUUCCUCCCCGCCGCUUGCCUCUUCCCCACCGCCGCAUCAGCCGGAACAGAGAAAGGAGGAAUGCGCCACAAGUGUAGAUAGCGGGACGUACAGCGGUUAUGGAGAAGUGAAUGGUAAUGACAAGAAACCUAAACAGGAUAAGAGUCAGUUUGUAGCGACGCUGUCGAAGAUUCAAGAAACGACGGGCAUUCAAAGCCCUAACGUGGGAACUAUGAACGGCAGCUGCAAUGAGAACAGAGAAGAUGGCACGAGUAACCAGGAUAAUAGAUAUCCAGUACCUGAAUUACAGUUAGUAACGGCUAGAACGCGGCAGCUCGAAGAAGCUCGCGGUGUUGGUGAGAAACGUACAGAAGUAGCCAGGAGCGAACUAGCACGGCUUUCGACCACACGGCUGGAGCCCAGCGUGGCCUUGCGAAGGAAAGAGUUUGAAACUAGAGCAAAUAGGCGAGAAGCGAGGUCGCUUGAUGUGCAACCACAACAAGAACUGGAUCACGAACAUACGGCUCUAGGCGGCAGUUUAUCAGGCAACCAAUUAAUGAUUACCGGCAGCAAACACCUACAUUGUCCACCUCCCGAUGGAUAUGUGCCCGAAAUGGAAAAGGUUCAAAUGAGGACAAGGUCCAAUAGUACCGGAAGCGAAGGAUUACCCAUUAGAAGACAUCAUGCCACAGAUGGCAGUCACGCGAAGCGACGUAUGGGGCUGAACAGAGAACAAAUGGAGGCGAUGAAUCUCGUGUCGCUAGCGGGGCGGGACGGGCAGUGGCCCCAGAGGCCCACACAGCUCAGCCUGGCGCCUUCGCCCCCCGCCUCUGCGGCCACCUCGCCUUCACCCACGCCAAGCACGCCUGCCGACUCAGGUUUUGCCGAUGAUCUUGUUACCAGACGACAAAAGAAGGAUGCACAAAUGGGAGAAGAAGAACGCGCUAUGAGAAGAGUUUCAUACCUAAAGGCAACAUGGGGUGAUCGGUUACAUAUAGACGGUGAUGUUGAACCAGAAAUUGAUCAUCACGCAUUGAGAAGCUCAGAGAAGAAAGGUGAAGAAACUGCUGAUACUGAAGCAGUUGAAGGGGACGUACAAGGGAACGUUCAAGUAAAGAUGGUAGUGAGUAAUGGAAAGCGCGCGAGCGAUAGAUCGUGGAAGCAAGUAUGGGCGGUCCUUCACGGCACUAAGCUGUAUCUCUAUCGACACCAUCCCAGUCAGAGCCCCGGUGCGGUGACCGGCACGGGUUCGAACUCUGAGAGCUCGCGAGACGCCCUCGACGUACGCUACUCUUUGGCGGCCCUGGCUGACGACUACACGAAGAGGAAACACGUGGUUAGAGUCACAACGGCGGCUGGAGCAGAGCUUCUACUGCAGGCUGAAGGCGCAGCCGACGCUCAACGAUGGUUGGCGGCGCUUCGCAGACAUUCAGCGGAGCCCCCACCUCCGGAGACGGCUUCUUUGCCCGCGGCCCCCGCUUCUGCUCCCCCCUCGAAUACCGUUCCACCAACCAGCACAGAUAGCUCAUCGCCGCUACCGCCACAGAGAAACAAAAAGAUUGGACGGAACAGAUCGCCCACCGUGUCAAUGAUAGGACCUCCAACUCCUACGCUACCCUCUUCCCCGAAGAAUAAGACAUGGAAAGGUCGUAUGGCAAAGCAGCUGCGAAGAAUGCACGCGGGGGCAACAGGUGCCCCAGCGCCUCCAGCUGUCACCGGCUGGUUGGGAGCUCCUCUGGAGCGAUGCCCUGCAGAUCCUAAUCAUCCACUUGUACCUAGAGCAGUCACAUUACCAGCUGAUGCUGUUGAGGCUUAUGGCCUGCGAACAGUGGGUAUAUACAGGGUACCUGGUAACGCGGCUGGCGUGGCUGCUCUUGCGGCGGCUCUCGACCGAGGGGAACCCCCUCCGGAAGGCGACCCAAGAUGGGCAGACGUUCAUGUUGCUUCUAGCUUAUUGAAAGCGUACCUUCGUCGGCUACCCGAUCCACUCCUCACUGCUGAAAUGUAUCCUGCUUUCAUAGCGGCAGACCGUUCCCCAGAACGCGCUCACGAGCUUCGACGCUUAGUAAGAGCUCUGCCAGAUGCACAUUACGAGACGCUCAAGUAUCUAAUACAGCACUUGCGCCGAGUAGCCGCUCACGCGCAGCACAACAAGAUGGAAGCGCGCAACUUAGCUAUUGUCUUCGGACCGACGCUUGUUCGGGCAGCAAGCGACGACAUGCUCGCCAUGGUCAACGAUAUGUCCAGCCAGUGUCGUAUAAUUGAGUCUUUUCUAACUCAUUACACAUGGUACUUUGAAGAGGACGAAGGCAGCCCACCUGCAGAGCCGCCACCAGCCGCAGACCCUCUCUCUCCAGCGCCCGCGCCCUCCCGCGACCUUCUUAUACAUAACGUCAAAAAGAUUGAAGGCAAAGACGUGACUACGCGUGACAUUGUAUCGUCGAUAAUAUCAGCAGCGAACCGCAAGAUUCAGCGAAAACCACGGAAGAGCGACAAGAAAUGGUCGGAGUCGGAAAAGCGCACAGAGACAUCCCCUGGCGCCUCCCCUCCGCACUCCCCGCUCACUUCGCCGCCUGCUCACAUCACCACGCCCCUCGCGCGCUACGAUGGCCUGCCACACCACUACACGGACACGCAUGAUUCUCAUACCAAAAUCGAAAUGGAGUCUAUGGGCAACGUAACACGAGGUCGGCCGGAUAUAUCGCGGCAUGCGCAUACGCUCAACAGCUUCUCCAUUGACGUUCUGACGUCAGAGAGUAGACACGGCAAUCUCUUUCUUUUGUCCACAUUCAAAGGAACAGGAGAUUUAGUGUCUUCUCUCACGAGCACCUUCGACCAGAAACUGCGUACACUCAACAACUCGUCUCCUCUCGACGACGGCAGCAUCCCCUACGCGGACGAGUGUCAAGACGAUAACGACGAAGGGAAAUCCACCGAGAGCACGCCUUCCGAGACCAGUCUGCACAGUGAGCGCGAAGAGCGUAUUUCUCCAGCUAUCCGCGCUCACGAAUUGAAGGCGGCGUGGCUGGCGAGGGACCACCGACACUCUUCCUCGAGCAGCGCAGACGAACCCGACGCGCGCUGGCCCAGACACCGCAUCGCGCGAGACGACGGCGACGAUUCUGAGAAGGAGAACUGUAUCAUUCCGAAGAAAGCUAGUCAUGAAGAAGUGGGAAACGACGAAAAGGACGUCGACACGAGGUCCCAAAACUCAAGCGGGGGCACGCUUCCCGACAACGACAAGAGGCCGCUCUAUCCUAAUUACACGCUGCGCCUUUCGAACCCGGAGUGCGUGAAACGAAACAGCGCCGCGCUCGGCGAUGAGUCCAACGCCGAAAAUGAUAAGGAAGACGUCGAUUGCGCGAAACUAAAGCGUUCCGAAUCACUGAAUAGGGAGGAAAAAAGCGAAGCGAGAGUCCUUCGCUCCGAGAGCCUCAAUUGCCGAGUUGAACGCUUGCAGCGCUCGGAAUCCCUCAACAAAGGAGAGCGUUUGAGUAAACUCGAGAAGGGAGAAUGGAAUAUUGUCAGACGCCGCGAAACAGGCGCUUGGCGAUCCACGAAGCUCAAGCGAAAGAACGGAAUGCCGGAGCGGGGUAUCAAGAGGAGGCACACGGUCGGGGGCACGAAAGACUUCGAUAAGGACGGCUGGUCCGCGCGUCACACGCGUACUUCUUCGCCGGACCUGACGGCCUCUGGGGGGGUGUGGCCCACGCCCCUCGUUCCUCCUCCUCGACCGCCAUUAGAGUCGCACGUCUGA
Leptosia nina is the source of this 4719-nucleotide messenger RNA. The record is from the annotation of a GenBank genome assembly. Lineage: Eukaryota; Metazoa; Arthropoda; Insecta; Lepidoptera; Pieridae.